UUUGUCAAGACGAGAAAAUGGCAGCGCCCAUGCCCAGUUAUUCCCUUUUUUCUUGCCAAGGCUGGGCGUGAAUUCUGAAAUGAUUAUUGCAUUUUGUCAGCUAAGCUGAACCAACAUAGAGAUAACAUUUAAUAGUUUUCCCACUCAAGGAGUCGAGCAACGGACUAGACAAAUUGAAUACCAUGGGGAAAGUCCAGUCCCAGAUUCUUCAGAUUCUAAUGGCCUUUGGUGCGAUCUUUGUUGUGUUUCAAAUUUACGUUUUCAAAUCAGCUUGGAUGAAUGAAGAUGAUUCCGACAAGGAGAGAAACGAAAAGAAAAGAUCUGAUGACUGGACUCCGCCUCUUGACUACAUCACGGUCGAAGCAUUCACCAGCAUAGCCAAGGAGUACAAAGUACCCCUGUUCCUGCUCGAGCCGGCCAUCUUGGAGUCAGUAUGGGCUCAUAGGACGGGUACAAGACCCUCCAAGGGGCGAUGCCGGUUCCUGUGCAAGGGUGCAGAUUCCACUACGUUUGGUGUUAUCUCUGCUCAGUGGAUCACGCAGAAUUUCCUGGAUGCCAUGUGGAGAAGUGGCUUCAGGUCAUCCCUCUCCAAGGGCAGCGAUCCCAGACUCCUCUCUGUCAACGAACUGGUCCCACCCAGCGUCAUUCCUCAGCAUUACUUCUUCCAGUACCAAGCACACCUCAUCCACCUGGUGGUCUUCUAUGAGAGGGCGGGGUCGUACCUCUGGCACGGUACCGCCUCCGAAGGGGAGUGGGAGCCGGGUCAUGAUGGGCAGUUUCUCUGGUUUCCAGUCAAGAGUCUGCAGUUCGGGGGUGAGCGAGAGGGUGCUUUUCAAAAAAUGGAAUUUGCAGACAUCAAGAUAGAUGGUGUAUCACUAACGGUCCCCAAGCACCCGAUGAAACUACUGCAACAGGUGCCAAAUUCUACUUUUAUAGAGUGCAAUUACCAGCAAGCUAGGGAGUUCCUGACAGAGAACGGUAUGGAUGAUACUCCCAAAGCUGCUGAUUUUAGAAGCAGAGCCAGAGCGAUCCUUGAGAGGGGGAUGAUGGCCUUAGAUGGAAUAGGGGUUCCCUUCUGGAUCAGCAGUGGAACUUGUUUAGGUUGGUUUCGAGAGUGCAAUAUCAUAGCCCACAGUGUGGAUGUAGACUUAGGUGUGCGGAUUAGGGAUUAUAACGACAAGGUGAUACCAGCAAUGGAAAGUCAAGGUCUUCAACUUCUUCAUCUGUUUGGAAAGGUAGAGGAUAGUUUUGAGCUUUCAUUUGCCAGAGAUAGCAUCAAGUUGGACAUAUUUUUUUUCUACGACGAUGAAGACUUUAUAUGGAAUGGUGGGACAGAUGCCUAUACUGGAGAAAAAUAUCAGUAUGUCUUUCAUCAAUUCAAUCUCUGCUGGACAGAGCUGGUGGGUCUCCGUGUACGGAUCCCCUGCCCUACCCUGCCUUACAUCGAGGCCAACUACGGCACUGAGUGGGACCAGAAGGUCACCCAGUGGGACUGGAAGGAAAGCCCGCCCAACGUCAGACCCAACGGAGUCUGGGAGAUGGAGGAGUGGCCUUAUGUUAUCCAGACGUUUCCAAUCAUGUGAGUCGUGACCUGUGGGGGAUCCAGCUGGAUUGGAUGCAAUACCAUUUCAGGGGCCAUAUUGUUUGCAUAAUGGUUGGUCGCCCAUAAACUUUGAUAUCUAAUCUGGCUAGAUCCGCUGCUGAGCGUGAGUGUUGACAUGAUUGUUAUGCUAAGCUGAAGCGUGUCCAUACGUGGAGGUUGGGAACUGAAGGAGUAGCCGCAGGCAGUUCCAAUCACGUGAGCCGUGCUGUACAGGGUCAGGUAUUCUGUAUGGACAGCUGAAGCAUGUCCUUGACAUGGGGCAUGUGAAUUGAAAAGAGUAGCUGCAGACUUUUCCAGUCGCAGCUUAAUCGUGUGUUUUACAUCAGGCUUGAUAUGGGAAUCGAAGAGUAGCUGCAGACAUUUCCUACCAUGUGAGUAGUGACGGGACUAUUACGUUGAGCUGUACUUUACAGAGUCGGGUAAUUUGUAUGAGCAGCUGAAGCAUACAAACUGAGCUCCUCAUUUCUUCAGUACCUUCUGGUGAGAAGCAAAGGUAAUGAUUGCAGCUGAAACACGAGUCAGGAUAAAAUCAGAUAGAAUUCUGAUUUUACAACAUUAUUUUCCAUCUUGAAUUCAAAUUGCUCUGGCUGUGUAGGUCACCUGCAACAUCUAUAUACAAGUUAUUCGUUUUUCUCUUCCAUAUCAGUUUAAUUGUUAUCUGUCUAUACUUUGUUUAUUGAUUUUUUAACUUCCUGCUGGCAUCCUAUAGAAUAUGGGACAUUUAUAUUACAGGGUAAUCUUCACAUGCCAUUUUUUCUUUUCCUUUGUUGAUUUCACAUGCCAGAUUGAGUAUAUUUAUUGUAUAUUUUGAAAUCUCUAAUAUUCAGGUAAACUCAUUAAGGUCACUGACAUUUUGAAGCAGUGGCCUAGGCCCCAUAACAUAAAGCUAAAGGCCCCCUCACACCUAACCGAAUUGCCUGAAAUAUGCCUUGCGAUGGCUGGCGAAAAGCAUUUAAAAAAAAAAAUCGCUUUCAAUGUAACUGAUAGUAAAUCAUAUUUACCCUCCGUGUUUGGGUUCGUACACCUGAACUAACAGCUGCGAUUAUUCAAAUGCGCGCGGAAAUUUUGAACAUGUUUCAAAUUUCUUGACGAAUUGGAAAAUCAUUGGUCAUCUGUUUGAAUUCACAUCUCAUAUUUAUUCUGCAAUAAUUCUUUGUUCAUCGUUUGUGUGUUAUUGUCGCGCAUAGUCCCUCAUCGCGCUUUUCCCAAUAGUGGACCGAUAUCUUGAAAGAACCCUUAACGAAGCAACACGAUGACACAAACGUACAAGAACGCCCGAUCUAUUCCCUCGUCUUCGUUUCUAAUCGCACGCCAUAUCAAACCAUUGCUCACUGUUUGUUCGUCUUUUUUGGGUUAUAUCAACCCUUCGCUCGCCUUCGGCUGCAAGAACUCAAAGAGGUGAACUGAAAAAUCGAUAUCCUUUGCAUGUCAUAUUUAUCUUUCGCUUUAAUACCGUUCGUUGAAAAAAUUUGACAAUAUUUACUGAUCGCACGAUUUGACAGAAAUUUUAUUUGAAUUUUGCGUGCAUUUCGUGCAUUUUUCCCAUUCGUCUCCCUUCGCCCGCCUACAUUCGGUCAGGUGUGAGGGGGCUUUAAACGAUCGAUCUGAUAUUGAAUUCAACUAUUAUGAUCUAUUGCAAAACUUGAUUGUUCAUGGGGCCCCCCUUGUAUUUUAUGUUGCAUGCGCAGGGCCUUGCAGCAUAUAAUUCAGGGACUGCAUUGAUAUAUGAUUGAUUGUUUUUUUAUGACUGAUUGCAUUGGUUAUAAAGUGCAAUAAAUGAUAAAAUCAACUGUAAGAUCAAUUACUAGUCUUAAUGUUACAAUGUCAGGUAAAUUCCCAUUGCAUAAGCAUUGCUAUUAUGGUAACUUUGCCAUCCAAUGGUAAUAUCCAUGGAAUCCUUGAUUCUGAUUGGCUGUUGAGCAUUGUUACCAUGGUAACAAUGAAUGGCAAAGUUAGAUACAGUAAUUGUAACUUUUGUGCAACAGGACCAUGGAGGAUACCGACACCUUUGGAGAGGUUAAUGAAACAAAAAGUCAUUGAUUUUAGCAGGCAAUUGUUGUAACCUACUGCAGAUCAUUGCAUCUAUCAUACUCGCAGUGAGCUGAGAGCAAAUUGGUCAGUGGAAAUGACUGACAAACCUCUUCAUUGUAUGAAAUGCUGCCCAGUCUGUCUUUGAAAUAUGCAGUACAAAUUGAGAAACCAUAGGGAAAUUGUAAUCUUGAUUGAUUAUGAGUAGAUGCUUCAUGAAUUUUUAGAGCCCAUUUUGAAAUAGAUUCAAUCCAUCUACUACAUGUACAUGCAAAAUGUUAGUCAUAAUGUACAAAGAUUAUAAUUAAUGCCUUUCCUCUUUUAUCAUGGAGUAAAUUCAAUAGAUAUAAAAUGUUUUUUAGGGUUACUGUGAUAUUAUUCAUGUCUAUAUUAAUUACCUUGUAUAAACUGAUAUUGAAUGAAAUAGACAUGAACUUGAAAUAUACCUGGUGCUAUCAGAACAUUGCAUGUACCUGUAUUUGAUUAUAUGGAAAAUAUGUAUUUAUGUGAUAUAUUUGAAGUUUUUUUAAGAGAACUGAAUGUAUUGCAUGUGUGACUGGCUUAUUGCUGAUUAUUAAUAAUGUUCUUUAGCUCCUAUUUAAUCGGCCUGGAGAUGAGUUUGUGACUUAUGGCCCUGUAACACACAAGAUGCAAUCAAUUGUAUAAUUAUCAUCUAGACGUGCUGUAAAGCUCUGAUGGUAUUCAUGUACAAAAAAAGUUAUAAUCAAUCAUAAAUAAUAUUGAUUUUACUGUUUGUGAAAAAUUUCCAGGGCCAUUGAGAGGGAGGAUCAAGGCCAGUCCACAGGGUAUCUAAGACUGGAUUUUGAUGGUUCUGAGAUUUUUACUCCU
This is a messenger RNA of Lytechinus pictus (painted urchin), 4480 nucleotides long. RefSeq names its product ribitol-5-phosphate transferase FKTN-like. Gene Ontology annotation, cellular component: Golgi membrane. The transcript has 9 exons. Bases 183 to 1583 code for a protein of 466 amino acids. NCBI's taxonomy places the organism in Eukaryota, Metazoa, Echinodermata, Echinoidea, Temnopleuroida, Toxopneustidae. The record is from RefSeq and is a predicted model, not a curated record.